Messenger RNA from Drosophila busckii, 4481 nucleotides. It is a transcript of the gene CHES-1-like, whose product is annotated as mucin-19. The coding region runs from base 482 to 4096 and encodes 1204 amino acids. The transcript has 6 exons. Gene Ontology annotation, molecular function: DNA-binding transcription factor activity; cis-regulatory region sequence-specific DNA binding. Gene Ontology annotation, cellular component: nucleus. Gene Ontology annotation, biological process: regulation of DNA-templated transcription. NCBI's taxonomy places the organism in Eukaryota, Metazoa, Arthropoda, Insecta, Diptera, Drosophilidae. The record is from RefSeq and is a predicted model, not a curated record.
CAGUGAACUUCGACUUAUAUCAACAAAAAAGAACUCAAGUAACAACAAAAUAAUAAGCAACUUGGUAAAUUCUGAUGACUUUGAUUUAAGAUAAUGCGUCAACGAAACAAACACAAACAGCUUAAACUAUUUUUUGCGUAGUUAUUGUUGCCUGUCAUUUUGGCAUUCGCCACAUAAAAUCGUUGUUGUCUGUUUUGUGGCUCGUUCGCGUGCUGUGUUAAUUAAUUAGUCGAUAUCUAACGUUUAAAAAACAAAAACAACUAGAAGAAGAAGAACAUAAAACAAAUAAUACGCUAAAUACAAAGGUUUGCAAGUGCCGCCCACAACAAAAAGCUUCAAGGAAGAGCGCAAACUACAGCAAGAGCGCUGUACGAAGGAAAGAGCAAGAGCAAGAAAGAGAGAGCGGAACGUAACGUAAAGUGCGUGCCGACGCCGCAGCAGCAGCGAAACUGGCAGACGCUGACAUCAACAACAACAAAUCAUGUCCACAGAUAAUCCCACACAAUUGCUGACAACACACGAUCUGAAUCAAUUCCGUGGUCAAUUGCAGACAGCAGCAGCAGCAGCAACAACAGCAGCCGUUGUGGCAGCCGCAGCAGCUGCCGCACACGGCUAUCGCAGCGUGGCAACCACAGCGACAGCACCAACAGUAGCAACAACUCCCAGCACAGUUAACGGACACGGCCACAUGAACGCGGGCUCGAAGUACGUCUUGCUGCAGACCAAUGGGCAGAGCUUUACAGCUUAUGAGAGCAGCGCUCAGAAUGGCAGCUCCAAUGGCAACAGCUCGACUGCUGGUGGCGGUGGUGGUGGCGGCGGCAACAUUGUGCUGGUUGCCACCGAACCGCUGGAGUUGAGUACAGCCGAUGCGCUGGUGGCAACAGCAGCAGUCACGGGAGCUGUUGCUGGUGCGGGUGAUGAUGGCGAGCUGCGUCCGUUGGCUUGGCUAAGCGACAGCAAUCUUAUCAAAGGCAUUGUGACAACAACAACAGCAGCCACAACGCCGCAACAGAAACGCGCAGCAAUUGUCUCGCUCAAGGCAGCAACGCCGGCAACCACAGCAACCAACACAACAGCAGCAGCAGCAGCAACCACAAGCGCUGGCAGCAGCAGCAACAGCAACAUUUGCUUAGUUAGCGACAUUAUUGAGGGUCUGCCCAGCAGCAAUGGCAGCGCCGCCAAUGAGGAGCGUCAGUCCCCCGCCGUUUAUAGCACAACAACGGUGCAUAAAGGACCCAGUGGCACCACCACGGUGGUUGAAUAUAAAUCAGCCACCAAGGUAACCACCACAGCGGGCACAGCAGCCACUGCGUAUUUUGCACGCGCCGGCAACACUUUUCUGCCCGCCACAACAGCAGCAACAAUCACAGCAACAACACCAGCAACAGCAGCAAUCGUCAAGCAGCAACAGCAGCAGCAGCAGCAACAAAUCUUUGUUAGCAGCAAUGGCCAGAGUGCAGCAACAACAUCAGUUGUCUAUAAAGCAACCACUGGCAAUACAACAAGCACCACACAUCAUCCGCAUAAGAAAUAUUUACGCGAGAAAAUGAAUGUGGAGCACAACAACAACAACAACAUUUGCAAUAGCCAUGUCGUUGCUUCAACAAUAACUGUGGUCAGCUCGCCCGCCUCCUCAAAUAAUUCAACGCUUAGCUCGACAUCCGGCGCUGGUUCGGUGUCCGUCUCUGGAUCCUCGACAGCAGCCGUCAAUGGCGGCAGCAGUCCAAAGCGCAAAACGAGCUUUAACAAUGCCUACGAUGCGCUCAACUAUGCAGUCAUCAGCAGCAGCAGCGGCAAUGCCAUAAGCAGCAACAACAUCACCAGCAGCAGCAGCAGCUACAACAACAACAACAAUGCCAGCGAACAACAGACGGCAGCAACAACAACAAUUGUUAGCACUAGCAGCUUAAAGCCAGACUAUGCUUUUGUUAGCACACCACAUGUUAUCUCUCAACAGCCCGCCGCACGAAUUGCCUCACCAACGGAGACGCCACCAGGUGCUGCUGCUGGAGCUGGAGCGCUGUUGCCGCCCGGCGGCGGCGGCGUUUAUUACACUGCGGUACAGUCACGCUCGAAUGCGCUGCAGCUGCCAGUGACGCCACCGCCGCAGCCAAUGACGUCGACAGCAAAUCAGAAUGGCAGCGGUUCGGCUUGCAGCAGCAGCAACAACUUGGGCAAUCUGCGCAGUCCGGCGAAUAGCUAUGCCAGCUAUGAGAACGAGGAGCUAAAGGACUUUGAUAUUGUUACGGCCGUGGUGGCCGCCACAGCCUCGAGCAGCGCCACUGGGACGCGCAUGCACAGCACGCCGGUGUAUCAAACUAUGGGCAAGGGCAUCAAUGCCGGCCUGGCUGGCUACAGCAGCAGCAAUCCGAAUACGCCGCAGAAACAAAAGCAUCCCAACAAUGUGCCAUACGAUCCGUUUGUGCAUACAAACAAUAAGCCGCCAUAUAGUUUUAGUUGCUUGAUCUUUAUGGCCAUUGAGGACUCGAAUGAGAAAGCGCUGCCGGUUAAAGAGAUUUAUGCGUGGAUUGUGCAGCAUUUUCCUUACUUCAAAACAGCGCCCAAUGGCUGGAAGAACAGCGUGCGUCAUAAUUUGUCGCUUAACAAAAGUUUUGUCAAGGUGGAAAAGGCGCCCAACAUGGGCAAAGGAUCGCUUUGGCGUGUGGAGCCGCAGCAGCGUCAGAAUUUGCUGCAGGCGCUCAGUCGUUCGCCUUAUUUUCCCAACUCUGCAGUGGAAAAGAUUAGUCCAGUGCUCAAAAGUCCCAGCGCCGGCAACAACAGCAGCAGCAGCAACAACAACAACAGCGGCAGCAGCCACGUCGUCGCCUCCUUUGAUAGCCUUGAUAACAACACUUCGGUUGUGCUAGCGCCAGCCACGCCCAUUAAGAGCAAUGCCAGCCUCGCUGUUACCAACGGCAUUGCCGCUCAGCUCACCAGCACGCCCAGCGUCAAUGUUAGCAACAGUCACGUUGGCAGUCACGAUCGCUUCGACCCCAAACUGUUUCCCAAUCUAUCGAAAACCUUUUCAAACAUCAGCGACGAGCAUCAUCAUCAGCAGCAGCAGCAGCAGCAGCUUAGCGCCGAUGAUAUCGAUAGCGAGGAUUAUGUUAGCAAUAAUAAUAACAACAAAUAUACUUAUGGCAAUCUUAAUGGCAAUACCAAUGGCGGCGGCGUCGUCGGCGCAUUUAACUUCGAGUGCUUGGCCCGCGACUGCGGCGCCGACAGCAUGGACGAUGUUCAUGCCGCAGCUGCAAUGCUCGUCUUAAAACACGGAUCAAAAGCUUUUAGCGAAAACUUUCAAAAUGGCGCACCAGUGAUAACAAGCUCGCCCAGCGAGGAUCAUACCUACUCCGCUGGGGGCAAUAGCAAUGCAGACAGCGGCGCCUCAACGCCGCUAACCAAUGGCAAUGGCAACGGCUUGGGUUUGGGCUUGCCACAAACGCAGCAGCUGAUUGUGCAGCAUCAUGGCGGCGGCGGCGCUGAUAGCAACUGCGCCAGCUCGGAUGCCGCUUAUGACAGCAGUGAGGAGAAUCACAACAUAACGCCCGAGGAGCUGGCGGAUCAGCAGCGGCAUUUGGAUGGCGUCGAUGCUUUAUUGUCGCUGUCGCGCAGCUCGAUUGUGGAAUGCGGCAGCAGCUCGACGACGACGACGACGCAUUAUCAUAGCAAUGGCAGCAGCGGCAGCAGCCACGGAUCGCCGCAUAAGCGCGCAGCGAGCCGCAGCUUGAUGCAGGAUGAGGAGCAGCAGCGGCAACUGCAACAUGGUGGCGUCUAUACCAAUGGCUAUGGCAGCAAGAUAGCGCUGCUAAGCAGCGCUGCCGCCAAUGUGGCAGCAGCAGCAGCAGCAAGUGGACGGCCAGCGCUAUAUGAGGAACUUUAUAGUGGCGGCGUCGGCACAUCCGGAUUAUAUGCAAAUGGUUUAAAUUGUCUCUCAGGUGCAGCAGCAGCUGUUGUUGCUGGCAGCGUGCAACAGCAGCAGCAGCAGCAGCAGCAGCAACAUUUGUUGGCUAACAACAACAAGAGCAACAACAUUAAGGUGAAAGCUUUGCGUAAUACACGCGCCAAAAUUAAGCGCAAAGCCGCUUGGAUGCGGUGAAUAUGGCGCAAGGAUGGAAGCAGCAGCCUCGUAAUAUUUCUAGGCUAAGCUGCUCAACUGUCCUAAUUAGCGCUCACUAGUUAAAAGAAAAGAACCCCCCACCACCAACACAACACACUACCCCCAAAACUCGCUCCCUCUCGCACACACACACACACAUCGGCAUAUAUUGUUGUCUCUUUCUAUGCGACGCAUUUAGUCAUAGUUAUGCUUUUUACUAUUUUGCUAUUAUGGCUACUUUGUUUACAAUUUUCAUAGUCAAUUCAUAAUUGUUAAUAAUUGCUGCUCUACUUCUUUUAAUUGUUGGCCAUUUAUAGUUUACAUUAUUAUUAUUAUUUUUAUAAAUUGAAACAGACAACAAUAUAUAAUAUAUAGCUAACUAAAC